Messenger RNA from Leptosia nina, 774 nucleotides. The record is from the annotation of a GenBank genome assembly. NCBI's taxonomy places the organism in Eukaryota, Metazoa, Arthropoda, Insecta, Lepidoptera, Pieridae.
AUGAUUUUAUCAAAGCCAGAAGCCGCUUCUACAUCUCAGGGUUGGACAGAUAACGAAAUUUUCAACAACAUAAGAGGUGAACAAAGGCGCCACAAAAAAUCUUCGCUUACUUUGCCGCACGUAAAGAGAGCAGAUGAUUGUAAGAAACUGACAGUCAACAAUCAGUGUAAGGACACGAACAAGUUGCCAAAUAUUGCCAAUCACUACGAUAGCUCCUCGAAUUCUCCAGAAGAUUCUAGAAAAGCGCAGAGGGAAAAGGAACUAAUAAAAUGCUACAGCAAACCGAAACGAGGAUCUAAAAAUAAGUUUAUUAAACGGCUACCCCACGGAGAUAGGUUCCGCAGACCUGUUCCAGGUGAUAUGGAUAGAAGAGACAGUGGAGUUGAGAAAAAAUUGACUCCCGAUGAGACUAUUCUGCGGCUCACUGGUGGUAUUGAGCUUGUACCGCUUUUGGCAAGACGAAGACGAGUGGGCGCUCGUACAUUGCCAUCUAGUGAUGUCACUAGAUUACCGGAAGAGACAUGCCAAUGGCGUGAAUUAAUGACUGAAGACUAUUUGAGACAGUUAAAACAACAAAUGCGUGUUAAAUGCUUACAAAAAGAGGAGAGUCGUCGCAACUCAGCAGAGAGUGUGAAGCAGCAUCACGAGACUUGGGCUUCGUUAUGGGGUCGUCCAGGGCACGGAGCCCCUCAGCUACGUGGACGAUACGCGCGCAGUAAUCUUGCGCAACUACUCUACGUAGCGCCCUUCAAUGAUCCUAUCGAAAACGUUUAG